This is a messenger RNA of Micromonas commoda, 1410 nucleotides long. RefSeq lists its product with no specific name. The record is from RefSeq and is a predicted model, not a curated record. Gene Ontology annotation, molecular function: ubiquitin-protein transferase activity. Gene Ontology annotation, biological process: protein ubiquitination. NCBI's taxonomy places the organism in Eukaryota, Viridiplantae, Chlorophyta, Mamiellophyceae, Mamiellales, Mamiellaceae. The transcript has a single exon. Bases 1 to 1410 code for a protein of 469 amino acids.
AUGCCGAGCGUCCACUGGCCCGGGCCCAUCGUCUUACCCGGCGAUUUCGACGACGCCGACGCCCCCGACGCGUUGGUGUGCCCAAUCACCCAGUGCCUGAUGACCGAACCCGCUCUCGUCGUCUCUUCCGGGCGCACGUACGAGCGCGCCGCGAUCGUUCGAUGGAUCCAGCAGCACGGCGUCGACCCGCUCGACAGGGGCAACGUCUUGCGCGUCGACCAGCUCGCGCCCAACCUCGCGGUGCGGCAGAUGGUGGAGACGUGGGCGCGUCAGCGAUGCGGGGGCGUUUUGCCGACGCAGGACGUCCGCGGCGGAAGCGUACCGGUCGCGACGCCGCCGCCGUCCAUCGCCGCCCUCGUCGACGCGGACGCCGCCGCCGCCGCCGCCGCCGAUCGCCCAACGCAGGAACCGAACCCGGCACCCGCCGAACGCACCAACGCGUCGUUAGCCACUCGACCAUUCGCGGGCGAAGACGACCCGAUCGUCGACGGCGCAAUCACCGUCCUCGGCCACUACCGCGCCCCCGGUGCGCCGCCGUCGGAGGAUGGCAAGUUCUUCCUCUUCUCGUCCGCGAGGCUGGCGAAGGUGCUGCGCGGACGCGGGUGGGCGUCGCACGGCGUCCUCGCAGACGCCGGCGGCCACGUCAAGAACGGAGCCGGCGCCACCGCGAUUGUUACGAAUUCGAGAACGGGAAAGACGGGGGGGUGCCUCCUGUGGGGCGCCGGCGGCGGUUCCACGGGCGUGGGCGUCGGGUGCUGGAACCCCGCGGAGUACUCCGAACCCGGAAGCUUCCGACGCGGGGACGUUUUGGUGUUACCGGACUUUGUCGGGGCGGGCGUGCCGGCGGCGGGGGCCGCGUCGGGUCGGGCGGGAUCGGCGUCGCCAAAUCGGGUCGUUGAAAAGGUGCUCACCCCCGCGAGGGUGACCAAAAAUUCGGGCACGGGGUGGAACCUCGCCGGGGACGAGAUCGCGUUCGGGCGGUGCGGCGUCGUCGGGGACUGGUGGCGGGAACUGUCGGUGACGUUCGAGUUUGAUUCCCCGGGUGGCGUGACAGUGAGCCGGGUUAGGACGGAUUCGGGCGCCGAUCUGCCUUGCAUCGCUGAGGUUCAGAUUUUAAACGGCGAAAGUUGGCGACCGGUGCCCGUGACUCGCGACGCCGGUUCAUCUUCCGCCGGUUCACCCGUCGUCGAUUCGAUCGCCAACGUGACGAAGGUGCGGUGCGUGUGGUCCGAGACGGACUUGCACAAGACGAACGGGCUGAGCACCGCUCGCGGCGGCGGGGGGGUGCACUGCGAGGUGAUUGGGCCGGCGGAUCCGGGGGCGACGGGCGUUACGGGCGUUACGGGCGUUACGACGGGCGUUACGACGGGCGGCGCGGGGGUGGCGACGAGGCGCCUGCCGAUGGUGUGA